CUGCGCAUCAAAAGCUUUGACUGAUUCUGAAAAACGAUACCCCCAGACCCAAAAAGAGGCUCUUGCAGUGGUUUGGGGCGUCGAGCGGUUCUCCUACUAUUUGCUGACAAGACCGUUCACAAUUCGGACAGACGCAGAGGCAAUACAGUACAUUUUCAACGCCAAUCACCGUUUGGGGAAGCGGGCUGUUUCUCGGGCAGAGAGCUGGGCUUUGCGCCUACAGCCUUACGACUUUGACAUACAAAGAGUACCAGGAAACCAAAAUGUUGCCGAUGCAUUGUCUCGUCUUAUACCAGAGACUCAAGAAUCGAUCCCGUUCGAUUCAGAUGCCGAAAACCAUUACCUUUAUUCUCUGGACACAGGUAAUAUGACUAUAACCUGGGAUCAAAUAGAAGAAGUAUCUGAAAACGACAGCGAACUGAUAUCCGUGAGGGAAGCGAUGAUGUCAAACAAAUGGCCAAUUGAUCUGCGAGCAUACGAAGCCCAAAAACGUGAUAUGCACUGCCUAGGCUCAUUGGUUUUCAAAGAUAACAGAGUAGUCCUACCCUAUUCUUUACGAAACAAAGCACUGGAUUCAGCUCAUGGUGGUCACGUUGGGGAGGUAGCCAUGAAGAGGGUGAUGCGCGAAUUCUUCUGGUGGCCGCGAAUGUCCGGUGAAGUUGCUCGCUUCGUUAAGAAUUGUGAAACAUGUGCUCAACUCUCUAGACGCAACCCACCCAUACCUCUACGAUCACGAGAACUACCAGAUGGACCGUGGCAAAUGCUGCAGGUGGAUUUCUUAACGGUUCCAUCCUUUGGAUCUGGAGAGUUCCUGGUGGUGACUGAUACAUACUCACGAUAUUUGUAUGUUGUGGAAAUGCGGACGACAGAUGCCAACUCUACAAAUUCAGCCUUAAACGACGUUUUCCGGAUGUGGGGCCACCCAUGCGUUAUACAAAGCGACAAUGGGCCACCUUUCCAAAGUGCUAAGUUCAUCUCAUAUUGGGAAGAUAGGGGAGUGAAGGUGCGUAAAUCAGUUCCCCUCAGCCCACAAAGCAACGGGGCAGUGGAGCGCCAAAACCCUGGAAUUAUUAAGGCCCUGUCAGCAUCUAAACUGGAUGGGUCAAAUUGGCGUCAAGCGUUACAGCAAUAUGUGCACAGACACAACACCUUGAUUCCACAUUCCCGACUACAGGUCACCCCUUUUGAAUUAAUGGUUGGGUGGAAGUAUAGGGGCAACUUCCCUGGCUUGUGGGAAAACUCUGAUGCGAAGGAACUUGAUCGGGCGGAGAUCAAAGAAAGAGAUGCGGAGACUAAGCUGGCUUCAAAACAGUACGCUGAUCAUGUGCGAGGUGCCAAAGAGAGUGAUAUCGUCACUGGUGAUACCGUUCUAUUGGCCCAACAGAAAAGGGGUAAAACGGACCCCAAUUUCUCCUCCGAACGUUAUGAGGUCAUUGCUAGAGACGGAGCCAAAGUCGUGGUGAUGUCUGCAGCAGGAAUUCAAUACACCAGAAACGUCCAAGAUGUUAGACUGGCACCUGGUCCGGCCGAGAUUGAUGUUUCGAAUUCGACCAACUUAGCAGCAGCAGGAGCAGCAGAUCCUGAACUUGAUUCAGCUCUACAGGAACAUCCAAACACCAGAACUCUUCGCCAACGGGGAAGCUUGAAGCGACCGGCCAGGUUUGAUGACGACUUUGUAUACCGCGUUUUUUACUAGAACGAAUGCGUCGGAGUAUUUGAAGCGAAAAACUUACCAAACUCUUUGAUUUCUCCUUUUGGUGUGAUUUUGUUUUAAAACGAACGAGCAGUAAACAUUGGAAUGUCAAGUUUCGUUGAAUUUUCGUGUGCAUCGCGGAUAAUCCGCGUGCGGGAUAAUCGAUGAUGAUGUAAAUAAUCAGUAAUCGGAUAAUGAAAUCAGUGCACCGAACCAAAACGGUACUUUGUUUUAAUAAGAUACAAUAAAUAAUAAAAUAAAGUAAAAAAAAAAUAAACAUUUCAAAAAUUUCAAUGAGUUUGUUUAUUUGAACAUGGCAAAUAAAACAAUUAAGGCAAACGGUUCUGUUAGAUGUGUUUCUGUGGCGUUUUAUCAUUGGGUAAUAGGUAAAUAAGAUUUGAUUGUUUUAAGGUAGGUUUAACGCAUGGCGGAAUGAAUUUUGAAUUAUGCGUUGUACUGUAUCGUUAAUCAACAGUAGUUACAUCAUACUAUAUUAGGGUGAAUGUACCUAUAAUGAUCCACUUCAAUCUAAAAUAAUAACUUUUAGUAAUCAAUAAUUGAAUAAUGAACGUUGCGAUGAACUAUAGAAUAGUAGUUUAUUUGUUACUUCACUUUUGAAAAUAGGAGUUUUUUUUCAGAAUCAACAUUUGUAAUUUCGGCAAACUUUAAAUCAGUUUUUAAAUAUUAUUUAAACAUAGUAAAAACAUGGUUUGGUGUCAUGAUACUGCAUUUGAGUUUAUUUAUUUAUUUAUUCAUGAUUACAAAAUUAUGUAAUUAAAAAAAAAAACAAUUAAAUCCUAUAAAAUAUACAAGCUUUAGAAGAGUACAGACGAGAGCG
Molecule: messenger RNA, 2531 nt
Organism: Aedes albopictus (Asian tiger mosquito)
Lineage: Eukaryota; Metazoa; Arthropoda; Insecta; Diptera; Culicidae
Exons: 2
Coding region: 368-1696 (442 amino acids)
Biological process (GO): DNA integration
Molecular function (GO): nucleic acid binding
Source: RefSeq, a predicted model, not a curated record